Molecule: messenger RNA, 1480 nt
Organism: Musa acuminata subsp. malaccensis (wild Malaysian banana)
Lineage: Eukaryota; Viridiplantae; Streptophyta; Magnoliopsida; Zingiberales; Musaceae
Product: protein RETICULATA-RELATED 3, chloroplastic
Source: RefSeq, a predicted model, not a curated record
UCAUAACCCCAGCAACCGCCGCAACCCCCUCACUUGUGCUCCUUUUGUGUUUGUAGAUAUCCCUUUCGCCUCUCUCCCUGUCUCUCUCUCUCUCUCUCUCUUUCGCUCUCGCGCGCGCGCACACGCCCAAAUCGCCAUGGCCGCCCCACUCCGCUACGCCCUGCUCCAUAACCCCGCAACAGACCUAUCCGGGAAACACCAUGGCUACAUCCUCCGCGUCAUCCCCUCCUCCUACCGCGCCACCGCCGCGGCGAAAUCCACUACUUUAUGCUCCCUCCUCCGUCUCAAACGCACAAACCCUAACCUCCCUCGCUCCCUCUCCUCCUCCGAUCUUCCCUCCCCUGGUGGCGGCGCUGGCGACGGCAUUCACUUCAGCGGCGGCGGCGGCGGCGGUGGCGGUGGAUGGGGCUCCGAUGGGACUCCCGGCGACCAUCACCACGGCGAGGAGCCCUCUGGUGGUUCCGGGCCCCUUGGCGUCUUCCUCGAGGGUUGGCGAGCUAGGGUCUCAGCCGACCCGCAGUUCCCCUUCAAGGUCCUCAUGGAGGAGCUCGUUGGCGUGAGCGCCUGCGUCCUCGGCGACAUGGCCUCCCGCCCCAACUUUGGCCUCAACGAGCUCGACUUCGUCUUCUCUACCCUCGUCGUUGGAUCCAUCCUCAACUUCGUCCUCAUGUACCUCCUCGCCCCCACUUCUGCCUCGGCCUCCGCUUCCUCUGCCCUCCCUGGAAUAUUCGCGUCCUGUCCCACCGGCCAUAUGUUUGAGCCCGGCUCCUACUCGCUCUUCUCCCGGCUUGGCACCCUGGUCUACAAAGGCGUCACCUUCGCCACUGUAGGGUUUGCUGCAGGGCUUGUGGGGACGGCCAUCUCAAAUGGAUUGAUUGCUUUGAGGAAGAGGAUGGAUCCGGAGUUUGAAGUUCCCAACAAGCCCCCUCCCACGAUGCUCAAUGCCUGUACCUGGGCCUUGCACAUGGGUUUGAGCAGCAACUUGCGUUACCAAACGUUGAAUGGCAUGGAGUUCGUGAUGGAGAACGUGUUGCCUCCGGCUGGUUUUAAGUCGUCCGUGUUGGUUUUGAGGUGCUUGAACAAUGUGUUGGGUGGGAUGUCAUUUGUGAUGCUCGCAAGGCUGACCGGCGCACAGAAGGUAGAGGCGGAUAAGGGAGAAGAGAAGAAGAGAUCGAUUGAUAGUGGUGUUCUAGCGGUUGCAGAGGUUGGAAGCACAAAUUCGCAGAGUGCAUCAAGUAAGUGAUUCUUGGCUUAUUGCUGACGGUCUUCUUUUCCUUUUGUUUGCAAAGGAGGGGGAAACAUCGAAUUGCUCAGAGAAAAUCUAGAAAGAGAGAUCAGGGAAAGUGUUUUCACUAAGCCAAGUUGUUUGUACUGUAGGAAUGCUUAAGAUUGGUGUGACUUAUUUCAAUGAAUAAUGAAUAAUGAGGUGAAUUUGGUAGAAUAAUUCAGAACAAAAACAUCUCAUGAUGCUAUCAAUUAU